GGGCGGCCGCACUCUCCUCUCCGGUGGCGGCGCGCGCGGCAGGAUGGAGUCGGCGGCGCUGGAGCGGUUCCACAGCCCGGGCAAGGGCAGCGGCCUCCGCUCCCGCCAGAGCGUGCGGCCCGGAGAGCUGCUCUACCGCGACGUACCCUUCGCCUACGUGCUCAGCAAGCAGCAGCUGGGCAGCGUGUGCGAGCGCUGCCUGCGCAGGAAUGAAAAUCUGCACAGGUGCUCUCAGUGCAAGGUUGCUAAAUACUGUGGUAGAUCUUGUCAGAAAGAAGCUUGGCUGGACCACAAGCAGGAAUGCAAGUGUCUUAAGAGCAUCGAACCAAAUUUUCCUCCAGACUCUGUCAGACUUGCUGGAAGGAUUGUUUUUAAACUACUCAGACAAUCAGUAUGCCCUUCUGAGAGACUCUAUUCUUUUUCCAAUCUCCAGUCAAAUGCUGAACGGUUAAGUGAAGAAAUGAAAGAUGGCCUCAGGCACCUUGCGCAGACUUUGCAACUGUAUUUGAAAACUGAGAUCCAGGAUGAGUCUCAAUUGCCACCUGCAAUUGACUUUUUUCAGAUCUUCACAAAAGUCAAUCCCCAGAAAAAUCAGAGCAGCUGGUUGUGUUGGGACAUUGUUGCUGUGUCAGCCUUACAUUUGCUUUGGAGAAUGAAAGUUUCUGUGACCUGUAACUGUUUCACCAUCAGUAAUGGAGAGAUGCAGGAUGUUGGUGUUGGCCUCUAUCCCAGCAUGUCUUUACUGAACCACAGCUGUGACCCAAACUGUGUGAUCGUUUUUGAAGGAUACCAGCUUUUACUUCACUCUGUCCGAGAGAUCCAGAUUGGUGAAGAGCUCACCAUCAGCUAUGUUGAAUCACUGAUGCCUACCAGGGAACGCCAGAAGCAGCUGCUGCGCCAGUAUUGCUUCGAAUGUGAUUGUCCACUCUGCCAGAAUCAAGAGAAGGAUGCUGAGAAAUUGGCUGGUGAAGAGCGUGCCUGGAAAGAAGUCAAAGAUGCUGUAAAUGAAGUGAGAUAUCCAAAAUCAAAAGAAGAGUGGAAGCAUGUUCUGGCAAGAUGCCAGAAUCUCUUGAGGAGCCACAAGGGUCAUCUACCAGAUACAAAUAUCUAUCAGCUGAAAAUGCUUGACUGUGCCAUGGAUGCCUGUAUUAACCUUGAAUCCUGGGAAGAAGCAUUGUAUUAUGGCAGCAGGACUCUGGAACCAUACAGACUGUAUUAUCCUGGUUUCCAUCCACUGAGGGCUGUCCAGCUGAUGCGAGUAGGCAAACUGCAGUACAGUCAAGGCAUGGUUCCUCAGGCACUGGAAACCUUGAAGCAGGCCUAUAAUAUUAUGAAGGUGACCCAUGGGACAGAUCACAGCCUGAUGAAAGUCUUGAUGGAGAUAAAGGAAGAGUGUGAGGCCAUGAUGAGAAUACAGGGAAGAUAAUCUCUAGUCUGGAAAACAAAGUAUUCAAGGACAACGAAGAUGUUUUUUAUUUAAUUGUGAAGCUUCUCAAUGGUUUUAGUGUCUUUUCUUUAGGUCCUAUUUGCUUUACAAAAAGGUUUAGUAUUAGUUUUGCUGUAUGGUCUGAAUUGAGUUGGUGUUUGGCAGAAUUCCUGUAAUUUUCAGAGGAUUUUUUUUUGUCAUCAAUCAUCAGUCUUAUUGACAAUAACUAACAAUACCUAAUUAUUUGAUUGUAAGUAUUGGGAAAUGCAUACAGACUCUUCAUCAGUUACAAAGUGAUCUGAUUCCAUUGAUAUCAGCAGUCAAUUUUUUGUAUCAGUUUAUGCUGGCAAUUAGGAAUCUCUUGUCAGACACAUUAUAAAUUAAGAGAAUAUACUUUUUUCACUUUGCCUUGCCCUUUGGUAUGGUUUCCAAAAGCCUGAUCCCGUGCUCUUUGACAUCAAAUAAGUUUCCCAAGGUUUUAUAUGGGGAUUUUCUUCCCUCCCAAUAGAUCUGCAGGGCUUUGUCUGUCUUCUUCUUCCAUUUCAUACCUUAUAAUAUUGAAUACUAAAAUGGAUUAAAUAAAAAAUUUUAGCAUAGGUGGAAGUUGCUUGCUCUGCUUUUUCCCCAUUUUGCCAUCUUCAAGAGUUUCUCACUUUAUAACAGUUUUAAAAACAGAUGUUUGGACCUGUGAGCUCAGUGCUAUGGCUUCUAGACCUUUCUGAGUCUGUGGGGUUUGCAUGUCACAUCCCCAAUCAGAGAAGCCCAGAGACCUAGAGAUGAACACUGUCCCCCCUUGGGAAGACAAGGAUGUCUUGGAAAGCAUGGGCGCACUAUUUCCCCAUGCUCAUCAGCAAGAGACUUGUUGUUGCCAGAGCUGUUUACUUCCAUUUUUAACACAGAAACAAAUAUUAACAAAAGCCAAAAUUUAUGAGGGAUGUUGAAACUUAAAUAAUUUAAGGCCUUUGAAAGUCUUGCUUCAGGUGUGUCACUCCUCUAACAAUUUAUUGCUGCUACUCCAGCCAUGACUGUUACUUCAUUAAUCCAUCGUUGUUGUAAAGUCAGGCUUUUUUCACACCAGUAACUUGACACCAUUAAUUAUUACACGAUGAGAACACAUUUAAAAAGAAAAUGAACACUCUGGGCGUAAUUUACAGCCGUGGCACACGAAUGCCAGGGCUGAGGAAGAUAUCUCCUUUCAAGACGUUUGAAUUUGUUCCACUUGCCCGGCAGUAAAGUGCAGGCAGCAACCUCUGAAAUGCACUGCAUUUCUGGAGUACGUAGCAUGGCUUGCUGCCAGAGGCCAGGUCCUAUCAGCCACCCAAGAAGUGCAGUAAUCCUCACAGAAAUUCACUGCUUGGUUGGGUCUUCCUGCUGUUAUAGAAAGGAAAUUGUCUGGGGGAAAAGGUCAGACCUUUGCACUUACUGGGAGUUCUGACAAAGUACUGAUGGACAGCCAGUUUUCAAAGCCUAUAUUCUGGUUUUAAAUGGGCACAUGCAUAUUGGAAUUUACAUGAUUUUUGUGUAAAGAUCAUUCUUAUGUUAUCUGGUGUUUACAUAUCUGGUACUAAGAUUUGCCAGUGGAGGGGACUUCAGAAUCUAAGGUCAGGUGAUGCAUUAGUUUGUGCAGCAUGUCCUGGGAGACAGCCCAGAAGCCCUCAGGCAUGCAGACACAUCUGCAGGUAUGAACUGCAGCAAUGUUUGCUGGGGCUUCUGCUACAAGACACCUCAAUAGACCAAGGAAGGAGCUGGGGAAAAGGCAGAGUUGCCUGCUGUCAUGUGAGAACAGCUGCCUUACAGCAAGCUGAAACACUUUCUGUGCUGGGGCCUUCCCUCCAGCAGAGGUCUUCUCUGAGAAGACACUUAGAGAAAAGGUGCAGAGGAAACAGUUCAAUGGCAGCCUGAUGGGAAGCAGAGGAGGAGCGUGCUGCUGGCUGUGGAGCAUCACAGCAGCAGCUGUGCUGCCAUGAGUGCGGAGUUGCUGGAAACCCAUCUGCAGCCCAAUGCUCAGUGCAAGAAACUGAAUGGGCAGCAGGAUCCUCAGUGUGUGGGCAUAACCCGUGCUUUAUAUUCAUUACUGUUGAUGCAAAACUUCUUUCAAUUUGGUCAAGGCAGGAGUCACGUUUUCUGGUUGUUUUCAGUCGUUUACUGAGCAAUUUCCCUUGGAGAUUUCCAUGCACUAACACCACCAGCAGUGCUGCAGGGGAGGUUGUUGUGGGCAGAUUUUUUUCUCCUGAUGGUUCUGCUCCAGUCUAUUUUCUGCAGAGAAUGCUGGUGAUUGUGGAGGGAUUUACCUGAAUGCAUCCUUUGAAAGCCCAGCAGCAGGCAAGGCUGCCAGGGAGGAGGCAACAUUAGAUAAGCACUCAUUUCAAAUCAAGGAAUGUUAUCUUUGCGCAGACAUCGUGUUUCAGUUUUCAUGAAUAAUAUCUGUCAAAUUUUUCAGGUGCUGGUAUUAGUGGUAAGAUAAAGAUGCUAAAGUCAGAAAGAGGCAGACUGCAACAUUAUCUGUAAUGCUGGCAGGUUUGCUGCUUGCUUCCCGCAGGUUGGAGGCUUUUCUGGUGCCUUUUGGAAAGCAGUGGUUACUUGAGUUCACCUCAAGUUUUAGGAAUGCAUUUUGAGUCACUUGUGUUUUGUCACUCCCCCCCUUAUUAGUCCAGGAAAAACAAUGUUGGAUUGCACUCAGAGGGAGCAGAAUCACGCUAUGUGUUUGGAAGAAAAGCAGCAGCAGAACACAGGGAAAAAACCAUGGGGAAUGAUACAGCUUUGCUAAGAAUAACUGAUUACAGUUGAACAGAACAUUUGUCUUAAAUAAAAAUAAAUGCUCCCUAAA
Molecule: messenger RNA, 4253 nt
Organism: Haemorhous mexicanus (house finch)
Lineage: Eukaryota; Metazoa; Chordata; Aves; Passeriformes; Fringillidae
Gene: SMYD3
Product: SET and MYND domain containing 3
Exons: 13
Coding region: 44-1426 (460 amino acids)
Cellular component (GO): nucleus
Molecular function (GO): protein binding; histone methyltransferase activity
Source: RefSeq, a predicted model, not a curated record